Chrysochloris asiatica (Cape golden mole) is the source of this 939-nucleotide messenger RNA. Its product is annotated as olfactory receptor 7D4-like. Gene Ontology annotation, molecular function: G protein-coupled receptor activity; olfactory receptor activity. The transcript has a single exon. The record is from RefSeq and is a predicted model, not a curated record. Gene Ontology annotation, cellular component: membrane. Lineage: Eukaryota; Metazoa; Chordata; Mammalia; Afrosoricida; Chrysochloridae. Bases 1 to 939 code for a protein of 312 amino acids. Gene Ontology annotation, biological process: G protein-coupled receptor signaling pathway.
AUGGAAGCAGAAAAUAAAACAACAGUUUCAGAAUUCCUUCUGCUGGGCCUCUCAGAGGAUCCUGAACUUCAGCCCUUCUUCUUUGGACUGUUCCUGUCCAUGUACCUGGUCACUGUGUUUGGGAACUUGCUCAUCAUUCUAGCUGUCAGCUCUGAUUCCUACCUCCACACACCAAUGUAUUUCUUCCUUUCCAACCUGUCCUUUGUUGACAUCUUUUUCAUCACUACUACAGUCCCAAAGAUGCUGAUAAACAUCCAGACACAGAACAAAGACAUUUCCUACAUAGGAUGUCUCACUCAGGUGUAUUUCUCCAUGAUGUUUGCUGGACUGGACCAUUUUCUCUUGACCGUGAUGGCCUAUGACCGGUUUGUGGCCAUCUGUCACCCCCUGCACUACACAGUUAUCAUGAACCCCCUGUUCUGUGGCUUAUUGGUUCUGAUGUCUUGGGUCAUCAUUUUCUGGUUCUCCCUACUUCAUAUUCUACUAAUGAUGAGAUUGAAUUUCUGUAGAGGCACUGAAAUUCCACAUUUCUUCUGUGAACUGACUCAGAUGAUCAAAGUGGCCUGCUCUGCUGUCCUCAUCAAUAACAUCUCCUUGUAUGUGGCAACUGCCCUGUUGUCUGUGGUUCCCAUCACUGGUAUUGUCUUCUCUUACACUCAGAUCAUCUGUUCCUUAAUGAGAAUGACCUCUACUGAGGGCAAGUAUAAAGCAUUUUCCACCUGUGGGUCUCACCUCUCUGUGGUCUCCUUGUUCUAUGGAACAGGCCUUGGGGUCUACCUCAGUUCUGCUGUGACCCAUUCUUCCUUGAAAAGCUCUAUUGCCUCAGUGAUGUACACUGUGGUCACACCCAUGCUGAACCCCUUCAUCUACAGCCUAAGGAACAAGGAUGUGAAGGGAGCCCUUGGAAGACUCUUUAGUAAAGCAGACUCUUCUCCAUGA